AUGAAGGAGACUAGUUAUCACUUGCAGGUGAUUAUGCAAAGCAUACAGUCCAUUCAAAGUUUACUCUUGAAAGCCUGUCUCGAGACUCUCAGUCCGGUAUCUGCACGUAGUUUGGCCCUCGCUGGAGGUAUCGGAGGAGGCGCUCUUGGUAUUCUGGUUCUCUGGCUGUUAGUGCGCAAACGAAAAACAAACUUCACAUCUGAUGGGACCCCCGAAUCCGACCCCCUCCUACAGGAAGAUCAAAUACGAACUGAUUUUCGGAGGGACCAUACUCCCGACGCACCACUCUGUUCCAUUUGCGCACAACUAAAUUUCUACCAAAUUCUCCUCGACGACAUCCCACGGGACAAAUCAAUCCCCCUCGGCUUUCUCUCAUCCAUCUUGAAUAAAUCCGACCAAUGCGGAUUCUGCCGCCUCAUAUCCUUGGUCGUCCGUCGAACAUGGCUAUUAGACAAGUUCCCUCACCUCGAUCUCUCAGAGGUUGAAUGCGGGCUGUUCUCAUUGGAUUGCGGAUGUCUUCGGGAGCCUAAGCCCGAACCCAAAAAACUCUGUCAUCGCCUCACUAUCCAUGCACCCGAUCGCCCGAGAGAGAUAUAUCCAACUAUCAUGGCAGCGCAGUCUGGGCUUGUGCUCGAAAUCCAGCUCUUGGAAGAAGACGCUUUCAAGUUUGGAAGACCGAUCGAUCUUCAUGGGCGCAGAGUGAAGGACACUGUGGAUGUUGUGCUGGUGAAAAAGUGGCUCCAACUGUGCGAGGAAGGGCAUGGAGAUAUUUGUGAAAGUGUCUGGUGGAUGGGCGACGAGAGGAGCUUGCCGGGAUUUAUGAGAAUGGUGGAUGUGGUGUCGAUGGCCGUGGUUCCUGCUCCUCCUGCGUGUCGUUAUGUUGCCCUCAGCUACAUGUGGGGGGGCAUUGGCGCGGAGUAUUGGACAACGAAGGAUAAUAUAGCAGAGCGCUCUACGCCUGGCGGGUUGAAAACAGCACACUUCCCCGAAACCAUCACGGAUUCUAUUCAACUCGUUCGACAACUUGGCGAACGUUACCUGUGGAUCGACACUCUAUGCAUCAUUCAAGAUGAUAUGGAGGACAAGAUCUAUCAGAUAAACGCUAUGGAUUUGAUCUAUGGCGGGUCAUAUUUCACGAUAUGCGCUGCUGGCGGUACGUCCGCUCGAGAUCCUCUCCCAGGAUUUCGUCCACGAACUAGAACGCCACAGCAGCACAUCGAGGUCAUUCAAGGACUUCAUCUCGCUGUGCCUUUACCAGCACCUAUCGAGGCGCUCGCUCUAUCCGCGUGGAACACGCGUGGUUGGACUUAUCAAGAGCUUAUGCUCUCCCGCCGGAGAAUAUACUUCACAGGGCAACAAGUCUAUUUUGAGUGCAGGCGAGAUAUCUUCUGCGAAGACGUCGUCGCUGAAAGCAAGCGCCUCGCGUCGUCCGACCAACCUUUACGGUAUAAAGGUGCAGGAAACUUCACCAACCUUCAGAAACCCAUGCGGGCGCUCUUAGAUGAGUACAUCAUGAGUUAUAUGUCUGCCAUCGGGCCGUAUACACGGCGUAACCUUACCGUGGAGUCGGACAUCGUCGAUGCUAUUACUGCAAUGACGAAUGCCUUGACAAAAGGUUUUGAGCUUGGUGGGGGCGACCCCGCCAGAGCUUUUAACUUUGGAAUGACGUUGACAGACCUCGAGUACGCCCUUGUCUGGCAACAUGAUCCACGCAUGCCUCGUGUUCGUCGUUCGAUUACUGGUGAAGGCAGUUCACCCUGGCCUUCUUGGGCGUGGGCUGGAUGGCGUGGCGCUGUUCACUACCCGGGAGAAGCUCUGUAUGCCCGUUUCGACAGUCAUUCUGACCGACCGAGAGUGACGGAGACGGUUAUCGACCCUUGGUACAUCGUGGAUCAUAAUGGUGAUGCAGUGCAGCUUGAUGUUCGCCGCGUUCACCGGGCGUUUGUGCAUCCCAGGCCACAGGCAUCGAUGAACCCAUAUUCUUCUCCGAAAGGGAUCUUGGACGCAUCACAGCUGAGGUUAGAUCGUCAUCGACCGCUGGAGCCAGGCACUCUCAUAUUCCGCACUACUUCCAGUCACUUUAGUAUCGUACGGCGACACGGUGGAGAAGACGUCAAAUCGAGUGAACUUUUCUACCACGGUCUUUUCAAUAUCCUCUCCAACUCUUCUACCUGGGUUGGCAGCGUCAUACUGUCAUUAGAUCCUGCCCCACCGGCUUCCCUUGAGUUCAUUGUCCUUUCCCGUACUACUGGGGGCCCUGGCGUGUAUGACGAAGAAAGUCUUGGAAAGUUCUACCAUGGAUGCAUGUUGUAUGUGAUGGCGGUGAGUGAGAAUGAGGGCUUGAUGGAACGCGUUGGGUUGGGUAUUAUUCACGAGUCUGCUUGGAUUGCUUCGA
This is a messenger RNA of Suillus paluster, 2395 nucleotides long. Its product is annotated as heterokaryon incompatibility protein-domain-containing protein. The annotation marks the transcript as partial. NCBI's taxonomy places the organism in Eukaryota, Fungi, Basidiomycota, Agaricomycetes, Boletales, Suillaceae. The record is from RefSeq and is a predicted model, not a curated record. The transcript has 2 exons.